AACUUUGACAGCGGCCGGUCCCCGGAAGUUGGACGCAUGCGCCGUUUCUCUGCAUGGUGUGUGUUCUUAUCCUAGCUGCGGCUGCAGGAGCUGUGGCGGCUCUCCUAAUCCUGCGAAUAUGGGUAGUGCUUCGUUCCAGGGACUUUACGCCCCGGGAGUCUCUCAGUAUCUUGGUGGUGGCUGGGUCCGGUGGGCAUACCACCGAGAUCCUGAGGCUGCUUGGGAGCUUGUCCAAUGCCUACUCACCUAGACAUUAUGUCAUUGCUGACACUGAUGAAAUGAGUGCCAAUAAAAUAAAUUCUUUUGAACUAGAUCGAGCUGAUAGAGACCCUAGUAACAUGGAUUUUUCAGUCGUGUGGCAUUCACUAAAUAAUAAAUUAUACCAAAUACUACAUUCACCGAAUUCCAAGAAGCCGGGAGGUUCGGCAGUCCUGGCCCUCCACCGUUUUCACCACCUUGCACUCCAUGUGGCUCUCCUUUCCCCUCAUUCACCAGGUGAAGCCAGAUUUGGUGUUGUGUAACGGACCAGGAACAUGUGUUCCUAUCUGUGUAUCUGCCCUUCUCCUUGGGAUACUAGGAAUAAAGAAAGUGAUCAUUGUCUACGUUGAAAGCAUCUGCCGUGUAGAAACCUUAUCCCUGUCCGGAAAGAUUCUGUUUCAUCUCUCAGAUUACUUCAUUGUUCAGUGGCCAGCUCUGAAAGAAAAGUAUCCCAAAUCUGUGUACCUCGGGCGAAUUGUUUGACAAAUGGCAACUGACUUCUUUAGAAUUUUGCAGUUAACAAUAGUAUGUACUCAAAUUGGGGGGAAAAAACCCUACAUUUUAUUGUAAAGGCGUCUGACAGUCCUGAGAAUUAUUGAUGGUAAGGAAUAAAAAAUGUACAGAUGACUCAGGGAAGAAACUGAGACUUCUCUUAUGAAACAAACACUGAUAAACAGUAACUACUAAAUAUUUAUGCCUCUGUAAACCAAAUCUCUUUUCUAGAUAAAAAUAUGUAUCACUACCUGCAAAUUUU
This is a messenger RNA of Mandrillus leucophaeus (drill), 1012 nucleotides long. It is a transcript of the gene ALG14, whose product is annotated as ALG14, UDP-N-acetylglucosaminyltransferase subunit. Gene Ontology annotation, biological process: dolichol-linked oligosaccharide biosynthetic process. The transcript has 5 exons. NCBI's taxonomy places the organism in Eukaryota, Metazoa, Chordata, Mammalia, Primates, Cercopithecidae. The record is from RefSeq and is a predicted model, not a curated record. Gene Ontology annotation, cellular component: UDP-N-acetylglucosamine transferase complex. The coding region runs from base 54 to 521 and encodes 155 amino acids.